CUCUUCCCCUGGGCAAUGCCUUUGUUGGUGGAGUUACUAUACCAACUAGGCCUGGAGUGCCACCUGAGCAGAGCCUGGUACAGCUGCUCCUUCAAUUCCACUAGAGCCCUGUUAUUGCUGUAAAUAUUCUGAAGACCAGCUGAUUCCUGCAAACAUGAAUAUCAUCCUCUCUCGAGACACCCAAGUGAAGAUAAUGGAGAAUAUAGUCACCAAUGCAGAGAAAUAUUUUGGGAAAUUCUGCAUUCUGAUGGCUGCUUACACACGCAAGACUGCAAAGGUUCGAGACAAGUCAGACCUGCUGGUCAAGCAGCUCAUUGACUAUGGAAACACAGAGAAUCCUGAGCUGCGGACGACUGUGAAAAACUUUGCUGAGGAACUGGCAAAGGUGCAGGAUUACAGGCAGGCAGAGGUGGAGAGACUGGAGGUGAAGGUUAUUGCACCUCUGAAGAUGUAUGGGAUGCUCAUCAAGCAAACUAGGGCCGAGAUUAAGAAAUUCAACAAUGCCCGAAACAAUGAAAUAAAGCAGCUAGAGAAGUUGGAGAAGAUCCGACAGAAGUCACCAUCCGACCGACAGAUGAUUUCACAGGCCGAGUCUCAAGUACAUAAAGCCUCUGUUGAUGCGAACCGAACUACACAACAGCUUGAAGAGACCAUGGAUGAGUUUCAGAAACAAAAGCUAAAAGAUAUUCAGAAGAUCUUCUUGGACUUUGUCACCAUUGAGAUGACCUUCCAUGCAAAAGCCCUAGAGGUCUAUUCCAAUGCCUUCCAAACCCUUGAAAGCUAUGAUGCAGAGAAAGAUUUGGAGGAUUUCAGAGCAAAAAUACACAUUGCUUCUGGAACCUUCCAUGAGGCGAGACCAGACACUACAACAACAAGCCAAUCUCCUGCCGUCCCAUGGUCCACACAGAGCAUCCAAAGCACUCUUCAGAAGCUGGAGCUAGUGGAGAGUGAUGAGGAAUCUGAAGACCAGCUGCAAGAUUUAAGGGAUGCUGAAUACACCCAGAUUCGGAGGGUAACCAGCAGAACCACAUGAGACCAACUAUCUUGAUUCAUGAAGCUGUGCUGUAUUUAUUUCUCUACUCCCUGGUUAAGCUUUACAUUUUCAUGCAGGUUUCCUCUAGAUCAGAAAUGGACACUGAGUUCAACAGCAUCUGGCAGGUACUACAAGCUCCCAUCAGCCCCAACCAUCACAGCCAAUGAUCAGGGAUGAUGUGAGCUGCAGUUCAGCAAUAUGCUUAUGUCACCGUGCUGAUUACCCAGAUCAACACCUACCACUCCUUCUUCAAACUUGAGAUUUAAAAUAAAAUAGAACAUUAACUUUCAAUCUCUCAUUCAAUUUUUAAAUGGCUUGGGCAGAAGAUGGGAGCAUAGUGCAAUCCCACUUGCAAAGUUUCCUGUUCAUUCAGGAGGACUAGAAAUUUAAGAUUAUCACAAACCCACACAUCAUUUGUACAUAGACUGCUCAGCAGACAAGUACAUUUGCAGUUCAGGUGUCAUUAUCAGGAGUGGACAUUCCAUACUGCAUUGCCCCUGCUUGAAGAGGGACAGCCCAUUUCUUCUUUGAAUUUUUGCCACCUGAAAUCACUGGGCUAUUUCAAAGCAAAUAA
This is a messenger RNA of Lacerta agilis (Sand lizard), 1607 nucleotides long. It is a transcript of the gene CIBAR2, whose product is annotated as CBY1 interacting BAR domain containing 2. Gene Ontology annotation, biological process: cilium assembly. The record is from RefSeq and is a predicted model, not a curated record. NCBI's taxonomy places the organism in Eukaryota, Metazoa, Chordata, Lepidosauria, Squamata, Lacertidae. The coding region runs from base 155 to 1033 and encodes 292 amino acids. The transcript is spliced from 9 exons. Gene Ontology annotation, cellular component: ciliary transition zone; ciliary basal body.